CCAACCCCUGCCGCCUUCCGCCACACAUCCUCUGUACUGCGGUAAAGAUGGCGGCGUCAGAGGGGGCGCGCAGCAGCCGGACAACGGCGACAGCUUUUUGAAAAUGCUGCACAUUUUCGCUACUCUCGCUCGUUAAUUUUUCGGACUCGACGACCACCUAUAUCCCCCCGGAGCGAACGGAGUGGCUGUCAAGCCGCUCGGGUUGUCAUUUUAACUCCAGACCGGGUGGAUUUAUGCGACUAGUUAGUUGGCUAACCCAGCUAGCUAACAGGGGAGAGUCAGCCGAGGAGAAGACCACGAAGGCGGGGGGAAGAAGAGGAACGCGGCUCGGUACUCUGGCGUCUCCGGCUCAUGGGAAUGUGAGCCAGCGGUCCGCGGGAGGGUGUGCUCGCUUCGUCCUGAACGUCCUUACCAACUCCGAACUACCGGGAUGGGACAGCAGGUAGGCCGCGUCGGUGAGGGCGCAUCGACCGGACUUCAGCCGCCACAGCCCCACGCGUCCCAACCGCACCAAGUGAAGGGGAGCCGGGGUAGCGUCGCUGGGAGGAGACCCCGGGAAGCCGGCAGUAACAUCGGUACACCGCCAGGCAGGACAGCGGCGAUCAACGUCCCUGAUCCGUCGAUUAAUAUAUUCACCAAGCACUCAGAAGCUCUCCACAGGCCGUUCGGCCUGGACUCUGCAGCCCUGACAGAAGCGGUACGCUGGAGCUCCAAGGAGAACUUGCUGGGGGCAGCUGAGAGCGACCCCAACCUGUUUGUUGCACUUUAUGACUUUGUCGCCAGUGGGGACAAUACUCUCAGCAUCACGAAAGGCGAGAAGUUACGCGUGUUGGGCUACAACCAGAAUGGAGAGUGGAGUGAGGUUCGCUCUAAGAACGGCCAGGGUUGGGUCCCGUCCAACUACAUUACACCUGUCAACAGCCUGGAGAAGCAUAGCUGGUACCACGGGCCUGUGUCGCGCAGUGCCGCCGAGUACCUGCUGUCGUCCCUUAUAAAUGGCAGCUUUCUUGUCCGGGAAAGUGAAAGCAGCCCCGGACAGCUGUCCAUUUCCCUCCGCUAUGAGGGUAGAGUCUACCACUACCGGAUUAACACUUCCUCGGAUGGCAAGGUAUAUGUGACCUCCGAGAGCCGCUUCGCCACCCUGGCUGAGCUGGUCCACCACCACUCCACAGUAGCGGACGGCCUGGUCACCACACUGCACUACCCAGCACCCAAGUGCAACAAGCCCACCGUGUACGGUGUAUCGCCCAUCCAUGACAAGUGGGAGAUGGAGCGCACCGACAUCACUAUGAAGCACAAGCUCGGAGGAGGCCAGUACGGCGAGGUGUACGUGGGCGUGUGGAAGAAGUACAACCUCACAGUGGCAGUCAAGACGCUCAAGGAGGAUACCAUGGAAGUUGAGGAAUUUUUGAAAGAGGCUGCUGUAAUGAAAGAGGUCAAACAUCCAAACUUGGUUCAGCUUUUAGGUGUGUGUACAUUGGAGCCUCCGUUUUACAUCGUGACCGAGUACAUGCCACAUGGUAACCUUCUGGACUACUUGAGAGACUGCGACAAGGAAGAAGUGAAUGCUGUGGUUCUGCUCUACAUGGCCACACAGAUCUCCUCUGCAAUGGAAUACUUGGAAAAAAAGAAUUUCAUCCACAGGGAUCUAGCCGCAAGAAACUGCCUGGUUGGGGAGAAUCAUGUUGUUAAGGUGGCAGACUUUGGUCUGAGCAGGUUGAUGACUGGUGACACCUACACUGCGCACGCUGGGGCAAAAUUCCCCAUCAAGUGGACCGCGCCCGAGAGCCUUGCCUACAACACCUUCUCCAUCAAAUCUGACGUAUGGGCUUUUGGGGUCCUGUUGUGGGAAAUUGCCACCUACGGAAUGUCUCCAUAUCCAGGCAUUGAUUUGUCUCAGGUCUAUGACCUUCUGGAGAAGGGCUACCGCAUGGAACAACCCGAGGGAUGCCCACCAAAGGUCUAUGAGCUUAUGAGAGCAUGCUGGCAGUGGAGUCCAUUGGACAGACCAUCUUUUGCAGAAAUCCACCAAGCCUUUGAAACAAUGUUCCAUGACUCCAGCAUCUCAGAAGAGGUUGCAGAGGAGCUCUGCAAGAUGGCCUCCUCCGGUCAAAGCGGUCCCCUUCACGCGUUCAGCCAUGACACGCCCCUGUUGCCUUCCAAAUCUCGCACACACCUAAAGCACACGGAAAACAAGGAGAACAUCGAGAGUGGGCUAGACGGGCGGCCAGACCACAGCACUCAUGGCCCCUCAGGUACAGCUAGACAUGCCUUCCUCGCCGCCAAGCCAUCACGAGGCAAUGGACGCUCGGGCAGCUCCCCGGCACUGCCCAGAAAACAGCAGCCACGUGAUAAAUCUCCGAGCAGCUUUUUAGAGGACACACUGGAUACGGGGACUUUCACACGAGACCGCAAGACUAGCUUCUUCAGCUCCUUCAUUAAGAAGAAGUCGUCGUCCUCGUCCUCCUCGCCGUCCUCCCAGCACCAACAGAACCUUCCGACGCCUCCCAAAAGGAGCAGUUCCUUUCGAGAGAUGGAGACGCAACCCCACAAGAAAUAUGAGCCUACUGCUGAUUUUAGCGCCCCGCCUCCCCUGCCGCAGUCUGACAGUUUAGGGGGCUUCUCCGCCUCUCCCUCUCAUGCCCAAGGCGAGCCUGCCCAGGCUCAGUCACGCUGCUGUGGAGCCGCAUUUGGACAGAAGCCUUCUGGCGGAGGGUUUGUUUCACAGGUAACAAGCGGUAGCAGCUGGGGAGGACUUGCCGGCUUUUUUACCCCCAGACUUAUCAAAAAGACCCUCGGGCUAAGGACAGGAAAGGCGGUCUGCUCAGGGGAUGGUGGAACCAUAGUGGGGGGGCCGAAACCGUUACCGAGGUCCAAUUCUACCUCCUCAAUGUCCUCCGGGUUGCCAGACCUGGAGCGUAUUGCUCUGACUUUGCCCAGGAACCGCAGUGCUAAAGCUCCUCUGGAGAGGACUGCCUCCACAAGCUCCCAGCCAGAGAACGGGACCGCACGGCCCACAGAAACUCCGCUCAGGAGGAUGGAUGAGGGGACUGCACAGAUCAGGGAAAGGCCCAAAGCCAAGCUGCUACCCCGGACAACUGCUGCAGGGGGGAGGGCCCCAGGGGUUGGAGGGGAAGUGGGGGAAUCCGACGGGGGCGGGCAGCAAAGCUGGGCGUCCCCCUCUAAGACUUCUAGUUCAGCUGCUGCAGGUGCACAAACUCACAACCACAAAGUUCCGGUUCUUAUAUCCCCCACGUUAAAGAACAGCCUAGGAGACGCGCACCUUGUCGGAUUGGACUCUCAGGGGAACCGUUUCAAGCUGCUGUCCGAGCACCAGGCGGACCGGGACAGGCCGCGGCUCGUCAAACCCAAAUGCGCCCCGCCACCUCCGCCGACCCUCCGCGGCAUGCAUCCCUCUUACAGCAGCGAGGGGGAUGAGCAGGUAGGAGCCACGCCAGUCCAAGUCAACGGGGACUCGUUAAAAGGUCACAAGUCAGGGCGAUUGCCGGGAGGAGUGACCGCGUGUAGACCGACAGUGCCUCCUCCGCAGGUGCCUCCUACUUCCUUCCAAGCCAACACAACUCCCACCAAAAUGUCCAACGGAGCACCCAGUGCCACAUCCUCCACACACUCCAAAGCGGGGCUGAGGCGAACCAGGCAGCAGUCGGACAAAUCGCAGCCGGAGCGCGUGAGCCGCGAGGCCCUGCUGGAGUGUGCCGAGUGCCUGAGCGACAUCCUCCACUGCAGCCCCGAAAGCCCCUCCAGCAGCCAAGUCCUGGACGCCGGCCACCAGCUGCUGGACUACUGCUCCGGUUACGUGGACUGCAUUCCCCAGAUGAGGAACAAGUUUGCCUUUCGGGAGGUGGUGGGGAAGCUGGAGCUCAGCCUGCAGGAGCUGAGGGCCUCGUCCUCGGGGGGAGGUGGGGGGCCGAGCUGCGUGGGGUCCAACGUCCAUCUAGAUAACCUGCACAGCUGUAUUAAAGAGAUUAGUGAUGUAGUCCAGAGGUAGCUGACACUAACGCCGCAAGAUUAUUUUAUUCCUUUAAUAUCGUAUUGACCAGAAUAUAAGAUGACCCUGAAUAUCACACAUCCUCUUUUACAAGUUUGUGGAAGAAGAGGGUGUUGUGACAAAUUGAUUUUUAAUUCCUUUUAUCCAUCCGUUGGUAUACACUACCGUUCAAAAGUUUGGGGUCACCCAAACAACUUUGUGGAAUAGCCUUCAUUUCUAAGAACAAGAAUAGACUGUCGAGUUUCAGAUGAAAGUUCUCUUUUUCUGGCCAUUUUGAGCGUUUAAUUGACCCCACAAAUGUGAUGCUCCAGAAACUCAAUCUGCUCAAAGGAAGGUCAGUUUUGUAGCUUCUGUAACCAGCUAAACUGUUUUCAGAUGUGUGAACAUGAUUGCACAAGGGUUUUCUAAUCAUCAAUUAGCCUUCUGAGCCAAUGAGCAAACACAUUGUACCAUUAGAACACUGGAGUGAUAGUUGCUGGAAAUGGGCCUCUAUACACCUAUGUAGAUAUUGCACCAAAAACCAGACAUUUGCAGCUAGAAUAGUCAUUUACCACAUUAGCAAUGUAUAGAGUGUAUUUCUUUAAAGUUAAGACUAGUUUAAAGUUAUCUUCAUUGAAAAGUACAGUGCUUUUCCUUCAAAAAUAAGGACAUUUCAAUGUGACCCCAAACUUUUGAACGGUAGUGUAAGAAUGAUUGAUCAAAUUCAUAUGACAGUUGUUGUAAUCUUCCAAUCAGCAUCUUUUUCUGUUGUUUGCUACAGGUGCGUUCGCUAAAAUAAACUCUGGCGUGUUUGCUCCACUAAAGCGGUUUAUUUUGGUCGAGUUUGAAUGCAACAAGCAAGCUGCUAGAGACCUUUUUUGAGAGAGGUUUCUGUCUGCUUGUUAAGGGACUUUUCAAAA
This is a messenger RNA of Entelurus aequoreus (snake pipefish), 4908 nucleotides long. RefSeq names its product c-abl oncogene 2, non-receptor tyrosine kinase (gene abl2). NCBI's taxonomy places the organism in Eukaryota, Metazoa, Chordata, Actinopteri, Syngnathiformes, Syngnathidae. Gene Ontology annotation, biological process: regulation of apoptotic process; protein phosphorylation. The transcript is spliced from 11 exons. The record is from RefSeq and is a predicted model, not a curated record. The coding region runs from base 431 to 4009 and encodes 1192 amino acids. Gene Ontology annotation, molecular function: non-membrane spanning protein tyrosine kinase activity; ATP binding; protein binding.